CGAGCGCUGCCCGCCACGGCCCGGCCACUUCAGGGGGAGGCGCCAACUCGUCGCGGCGCCGAGCCCCCGACAGAGCAGUAACCGCGACCCAGGAGGCGGAGCGGACGCGGCUUGGGCUUGCGCUGAGUCACAUUAGCCUUGCUGUAGAAGACAGCUUUACAAGAAGCUAAAAGGAAUGGAAUUAAAGAUGACCGAAUACUGGACUCCAGAAAUUUAAAACAAUCAGCAAAUCAUAUGUUGUUCAGCAGAGCUGAGAAUUCAAUACCUAAGUCUGUUCUUCACAGUGAUUUCAAGCUUUCCAAUUCCAGAGAGAGUCUAAGGGACUGCCCAGGACUGAGUCCAUAUGGAAGAAGAACUUCCUCUUUUCUAUGGAGAAAGUGGCAAGCCAGUACGGGCCACUCUCUCAUCCCUGAAGAUGUUAGAUGUGGGCAAGUGGCCAAUCUUCUCCCUUUGUUCUGAGGAAGAACUGCAGUUAAUCCGGCAGGCUUGUGUCUUUGGCAAUGCUGGUAAUGAAGUCUUAUACAGCACUGUGAAUGAUGAGAUCUUCGUGCUUGGCACAAACAGCAGUGGCUGUUUGGGCUUAGGCGACGUCCAGAGCACGAUUGAACCUCGGAGACUGGAUGUUCUAAGUGGCAAAAAGAUAGCCUGCUUCAGCUACGGGAGUGGCCCACAUGUUGUCCUUGCCACCACAGAAGGAGAAGUCUUUACCUGGGGUCACAAUGCUUACAGCCAGCUGGGCAAUGGCACAACUAAUCAUGGUUUAGUGCCCUGUCAGAUCUCCACUAAUCUGUCAAACAAGCAAGUCAUUGAAGUUGCCUGUGGGUCUUACCAUUCCUUGGUGCUGACAUCUGAUGGAGAGGUAUUUGCCUGGGGCUAUAAUAACUCUGGGCAGGUGGGAUCUGGCCCAACAGCCAAUCAGCCCAUUCCUCGAAGAGUCACUGGUUGCCUACAGAACAAAGUUGUCGUGAACAUAGCAUGUGGACAGAUGUGCUCCAUGGCGGUUGUGGACACCGGGGAGGUCUACGUCUGGGGCUACAAUGGAAAUGGGCAGCUUGGACUUGGCAGUGGUGGCAACCAGCCCACCCCCUGCAGAGUAGCCGCUCUGCAAGGCAUUCGAGUGCAGCGGGUUGCCUGUGGCUAUGCACACACGUUAGUAUUAACAGAUGAAGGCCAAGUGUAUGCUUGGGGCGCCAAUUCUUAUGGCCAAUUAGGCACCGGCAAUAAAAGUAACCAGUCCUACCCUACUCCUGUGGUUGUAGAAAAGGACAGGAUCAUUGAGAUCGCAGCCUGCCACUCUGCGCACACGUCCGCCGCCAAGACCCAGGGCGGGCACGUGUACAUGUGGGGCCAGUGCCGGGGCCAGUCGGUGAUCCUGCCUCACCUCACCCACUUCUCCUGCACCGACGACGUCUUCGCCUGCUUCGCCACGCCCGCCGUCUCCUGGCGCCUGCUCUCCGUGGAACCCGAUGACCACCUCACUGUGGCUGAGUCACUGAAGAGGGAAUUUGACAACCCGGACACCGCAGACCUCAAGUUUCUGGUUGAUGGAAAGUACAUUUAUGCACAUAGAGUCCUUCUCAAAAUUAGGUGUGAGCAUUUUCGUUCCUCAUUGGAAGACUGUGAGGAUGACAUCAUAGAGAUGAGCGAAUUUUCAUAUCCCGUCUUCAGAGCCUUCCUGGAGUAUCUGUACACAGACAGCAUCAGCCUUUCCCCGGAGGAAGCCGUAGGGCUGCUGGACUUGGCCACAUUCUAUAGAGAAAACCGUUUGAAAAAGCUCUGUCAGCAAACUAUCAAGCAAGGCAUCUGCGAGGAGAACGCCAUCGCCCUGCUCUCGGCUGCAGUGAAAUACGACGCCCAGGAUUUAGAAGAAUUCUGCUUCAGGUUCUGCAUCAACCAUCUGACUGUGGUAACGCAAACUUCAGGCUUUGCUGAGAUGGACCACGAUCUCCUGAAGAACUUUAUCAGCAAAGCAAGCAGAGUGGGAGCCUUUAAAAACUGACGCCCGCUGGCAGGAAAGGGAAGGGUUUGGGGAGCCUUCCCAUUUCCCCUGCAGAAGCCAGAGAUCAGUCAUCUCUCUCUAAUCAGUUGCGUGUGCAGUGCGCGGCAUUCGGCCGACAUUUGCAUUCUGUCAGGAGAAAAGAUGGUGUCAGUCUUUUUGUACCUGCCUGAAUCCACCGUUUACAUAGAAAGCAUUAAAUGCUCUGCUCCAAUGGGACUGUGUUCAGGGCGCAUCAUGAAGUGCAUUGUCCUUACCAUUUCCUGUUUUGAGUCACAUACAUCCGGCACCCUUGGUACACUCUCUCAGCCUGCUAUUCCAGACAAAUGUUCCCUCAGUUCAGCUGGCUGAUGGCACAUAGCUAGCUUGACAAGGAAUGCUGUCCCUACCACGUUUUCAGAAUCCAGCACACUGCCCUGCAUGUGGUAGGCAUUUGGUGAAUUUAUUAUCAGUCUUAAGGCUGGUCUGGGAAUAGCUUUAUAGGUAGAAAACUGGAUGGAGGAAUGACUUGCACAAAGUCGAUUUUAAAACAGUCUGUAAUGUUUGCAGUCUGUCCUGGUACAUUGUUCUGCGAAGUAGUGGCUAACUGAGAGGGUUAAUUAGAAUUCAUGAAAGGCCUUAGCAAUUAAAUUAUGGAAGGCCCAAGGGCUAAUUUUACUUUUCUGUUUACUCUGAGUCAUUAAUUCUGUCAUGGAAUACUGAAUAUGAAAUGCUGUCUUUGAGUAUGAUUUCUGAGCUCAUCUGCCUUACAUAAUUACAUUAAGCCCUCUGCUGUUCUUCGUAUUGAGAGAUUUGCUUCCAUAAGGAAAAAUGAUCAUGAGUUUUUCUGGUAGUUGACUUUUAGGACCCAUGAAAUAAAUCUUGCUACCUGGCACUAGUAUAAAGUACCAGCUGAAAAUGAAUUAGCACUUAUAUUUCAUGGUAUUAAUCCAUUUGUACUUUUUAGAUCAAACCAAUUUAUUUAACUGCGAAAAAAAAACCAAACUGGAACGUGAUGCAGCGUCAGAUUCUUUCAUGUGUCUCCCAAUGUGAUAUUAUGUAAAGAAAAUCCUUUUGGAAUUAGAAAUCUUGUUCUGAUGUCAAACUAUUUGAUAAUAAAAUGCUUAUUUGCAGAUAACA
Molecule: messenger RNA, 3115 nt
Organism: Ochotona princeps (American pika)
Lineage: Eukaryota; Metazoa; Chordata; Mammalia; Lagomorpha; Ochotonidae
Gene: RCBTB2
Product: RCC1 and BTB domain containing protein 2
Exons: 15
Coding region: 344-1999 (551 amino acids)
Molecular function (GO): protein binding
Source: RefSeq, a predicted model, not a curated record